CUCCUAAAUUUAAUGUCAACUUCACUAAACUCUAUCUAUAUAUAAUCACAUUCUCUUACAUAUAUCCAUAUAACAGAAUCAUCUUAGAUCCUAAAAUAUACAUUUUCAGAACCAUUUCUUACUACAAAGCCAAAACAAAAAACUUGAUACAUAUAUUUUAGUUGAUUGAGUGUAACAUAACAUGGAUACCAAUUACAAAACCAAUGUUCAUGUAAUGAGGAGUUUAUCAGAUUGUGGUUCAUCAGAAGCAAAUGUAAGUGAAGAAGAUAUUAUGGUGAUAAAGAAAGGUCCAUGGACAGAGGAUGAAGAUGCUGUUCUGAUGAACUAUGUGGCUGUUCACGGCGAAGGUCAUUGGAACUCUGUCGCUCGCUGUUCCGGACUAAAGCGAACUGGGAAAAGUUGUAGAUUAAGAUGGUUGAACUACUUACGUCCGAAUGUUCGACGUGGGAAUAUCACUUUACAAGAACAGAUUUUGAUUCUUGAUCUCCAUUCGCGUUGGGGCAACCGGUGGUCUAAAAUAGCGGAACAAUUGCCAGGAAGAACAGACAAUGAGAUAAAGAACUAUUGGAGGACAAGAGUGGUGAAGCAAGCUAGGCAACUCAAAUGUGAUGUAAACAGCAAACAAUUUAGAGACAUGUUGCGUUACGAAUGGAUUCCACGCCUCAUCGAGAGGAUCCAAUCUACUUGUACAACUGCAGAUACUAAUUCCUAUAGUCAGACGCAAACCACCAAUUGCAAUAAUACUAAAGCUCAUAGUGACACCUGUGGCGCAAAUGCAAAUCCUCUCAUGUUGUCGUCUGAUGUUUCAUCGUACUCCUCAGAGGUUGAUGUUUUAGUAGAAUCAAACAUAUCUAAUUACAAUUUAAUGGAUAGUGCGGAAUUCGGUUCCACGUGGCAGGAGUGGAAUUGCUUAGACUCAAACAUACAAGGAUUUGAACAGAACAAUGGUUUUUUUGGUGGUUCUGAAUUAUGGACAGAUGAAAACAUAUGGUUCUUGCAGCAGCAACUUGCAGAUGAUUUAUGAUCUAGUUUUUUUUACACACUAAUUAAGCAUUAGUUAACAAUUGUUCUAAAUUUAAUACAUGCGAGUUUAGUUUAAGUGACAUUAUUAAAUUUAAUAAUGUUAUUGAUUGUUUGUAAUUGUCCUACUCUUACAUGAUACAAUUAUAAAAGACAUGUAAUUGUAGUUCAUUAAUUUUUCUAAUUAAAAAUUAAUAAAGAAAGAAAUUUGAUUUGGUUCUAUGGAAAGACUUGUGUGUGUAUGUGUUAUGAGUUGACUUGUGAACUGUUUGUGUUAUGAAUGAAUUGUUCAACCUU
Molecule: messenger RNA, 1317 nt
Organism: Trifolium pratense (red clover)
Lineage: Eukaryota; Viridiplantae; Streptophyta; Magnoliopsida; Fabales; Fabaceae
Product: transcription factor MYB108-like
Exons: 2
Coding region: 182-1024 (280 amino acids)
Biological process (GO): regulation of DNA-templated transcription
Cellular component (GO): nucleus
Molecular function (GO): DNA-binding transcription factor activity; sequence-specific DNA binding
Source: RefSeq, a predicted model, not a curated record